CAGACUCGGACAGACUAUCCAGAGAACAAUCGAAUGUCCGAGUGUCUGCUAGCCAAGAACCAUGAAAAGGCUAUUAAUAACAAACUCUAAUUAGUGACAUAGAUUCUCCAAUUUUGAGUUCCUAUUUAACAAAAUAUAUGAUACCAAAUGCAUUAAGAAAUUUUAUUUCUCUGAAUUUUACUUCGGGAGUUAAAAAAUAUUUCUCUUUUCAAAAAGCUAUGUCAAAAAUGAUUGGACUCUAAGGGCUUCGUUCCCUUCGCUAUUUCAAUUCGACAAAUAUAAUGCCGCUGUCUACUUUUGUUGUGGAAAAAUAAAAUUUAGCUAAUAUGAUAAUGUAUAGCUAACACUUACUUUUUCUAGUGAUUACAAAGAAAUGAAAUCGAAAAUUUAAAAAGGAAUGAUCUGUAAGAAUUAAUUACAUUUAAUAGAAUUUUCUCUAUAAAUAAACGUACACAUCGAAUAUUAAACUUGUGUCUAAAACCUAUCAUAACAAUUUGAAAUGGAAUAUGUGUGUAGUUAUAAUAAUUUUAAAUGCCGUUUAAUAACCAUUGUAUGUAUUUACCCACCUAUUGAUUGUAGUUAUUCGUUACUUAAAAAAAAACAAAAUUUAAAUCUGCUGCCCUAAACACUAUUUACUUUCCGUUUUUCUAUUUAAAAUCAAACAUCUAAAGUGUACGUCGAAAUCAGACGGAAGAGAAAUCAAAAUGCAGAACAUUGCAAAGAUGAUAACAGAACAACUACGGAACCCGAAUGAACUGGAUAUUAGCCUACGAAUGGAGUUUGGACCUUUUGAGACUGUUCACAAAUGGAAACGCAUGUCUGAAUGCUAUGAAUUUGUGGGUGCCAAGCGUAGUAAACACACAGCAAUCGCUUAUAAAGAUGCAAUAUAUGUGUUUGGAGGUGACAAUGGAAAGUCAAUGUUGAAUGAUCUGAUCAGGUUUGAUAUAAGAGAGAAAUCAUGGACUAAAAUGGGCUGUAUGGGUAUACCUCCAGCCCCAAGAUAUCAUCAUUCAGCUGUGGUACAUCGUUCAUCAAUGUUUGUGUUUGGAGGCUAUACUGGUGAUAUACUGGCAAACUCGAAUCUAACAAAUAAAAACGAUCUCUUUGAGUACAAGUUCCAGAAUGCACAAUGGGUGCGGUGGAAGUUUACUGGACAGGAGCCAGUACCAAGAUCAGCACACGGAGCUGCUGUGUAUGAUGACAAGCUGUGGAUCUUUGCAGGUUAUGAUGGGAAUGCCCGUCUUAACGACAUGUGGACUAUCGAUUUAGUGGGAGAAACUCAUCAAUGGGAAAAAGUAGAACAGAAAGGUGAAUGCCCUCCUACAUGUUGCAACUUUCCUGUGGCUGUUGCUCGAGGGAAGAUGUUUGUAUUCAGCGGACAAAGUGGUGCUAAGAUUACCAAUGCCCUUUUCCAAUUCGACUUUGAAAGUCGCAUUUGGACCAGGGUGUGUACGGAGCAUCUGCUGAGGUGUGCGGGGCCGGCCCCGGCGCGGCGCUACGGGCACGUAAUGGCGGCGCACGGGCGACAUCUGUACGUGUUUGGGGGGGCAGCCGAUAACACGUUGCCCGCCGAUUUGCACUGUUACGAUCUCGAUACGCAGAUUUGGUCAGUUGUAAAUCCGGCUCCCGAUUCGCAAGUACCAUCAGGGCGACUGUUCCACGCGGGCGCUGUCGUGGGCGACGCCUUGUACAUCUUCGGUGGCACUGUUGAUAACAACGUUAGGAGCGGAGAACUGUUUCGAUUUCAGCUAUCCGACUACCCUCGCUGCACCUUACAUGAGGACUUCGGUCGCAUUCUGAAAUCGCAGCAGUUCUGCGACGUAACGUUACUGGUCGGAGACGAACAGACACCGGUACUAGCGCACCAAGCCAUGUUGGCUGCCAGGUCUCAGUACCUCAGGACCAAAAUAAAGGAAGCCCGUGAGGAACUAUUGAGUAAGAUAGAAUCGGGCGAAGAGGCGGCCUCAAAUCCAUAUUCGUACGACUCCCCGCCGCAGCUCACUGUAACACUCACCGAGGCCACACCAGAGGCGUUCAAUAUGGUACUCGACUACAUAUACACGGAUAGGAUUGAUCCCACAGAGAAGGACGAGGACCCCGCGUCGCCGGCCACGAUCCUGCUGGUGAUGGAGGUGCUGCGGCUGGCGCUACGGCUGAGCAUCCCGCGGCUGCGCGGCCUGUGCGCCCGCUUCCUGCGCGCCAACCUGUGCGCCACCAACGUGCUGCAGGCGCUGCACGCCGCGCACCACGCCGCCCUGCACUGCAUCAAGGAGUAUUGUCUCAGGUUCGUAGUGAAAGACUACAACUUCACGCCCAUCGUGAUGUCGCCUGAAUUCGAACAGCUGGAGCAGAGCUUGAUGGUGGAGGUGAUCAGGAGGCGGCAGCAGCCGUCGUCCAAACAGGCAGCCCCGCACGACUCUGACGAUGAGAUCACGGGCACGACGCUGGAGCAGGACAUGUGCGGGCUGGCGGGCGCGGGCGGCGCGGCGCUGAGCGACGUGCGGCUGCGCGCGGCGUCGCACGAGCGGCCCGCGCACCGCUCCAUCCUGGCCGCGCGCGCCGCCUACUUCGAGGCCAUGUUCCGCUCCUUCUCGCCGCGAGACAACAUCGUCAAUAUACAGAUAUGCGACACAAUUCCGUCGGAGGCAGCGUUCGACUCUCUCCUGCGCUACAUCUACUACGGCGACACGAACAUGCCCACAGAAGACUCUCUAUAUCUCUUCCAAGCUCCCAUUUAUUACGGAUUCACAAACAAUCGUCUCCAAGUGUUCUGCAAGCACAAUCUACAGAGCAACGUGUCCCCUGAGAACGUGCUCGCCAUACUGCAGGUCGCGGACAGGAUGAAGGCGGCCGACAUCAAAGAAUACGCACUUAAAAUGAUCGUGCACCAUUUUGGGGUUGUGGCGAGGCAAGAGGCAAUAAAGAAUCUAGGUCAACCGCUGCUGGUCGACAUAAUCUGGGCGCUCGCGGAGGAGCCGCAGUUCGAGGUGCCCCUCCCGGUCCAGCCGCACUCGCUGCCCUCCUCGUCCUCGGCAGAUACGAUCACGGACGACGCGGACUACGCGCGCAACAAGUGCAAGCCGCCGCACCGACUGCGCCAUCCGGACUACAGCCUCGCCAUCUGGCGCAGUAACAGCGAUUAGAACGAGCGUACUUUUUUUUGAAGUGAAACUUCUUUAGAUUUGUUGUGAUUUCAAACUCGAUGAAACGAAAUGAAACGAAACGAAAAAAUAAGUCCAUAGAGACACAAACAUAUGAAUGCAUAUAGGAUUCAGCCGGCGAGAGAAUGAGAUAGAACACAUUAUACGUGUGAAGUUAAAAUAUCAAUUCACAGAGGGCGCUACCUCAUACUACAAAAGAUGAUUUAUGAUUAUUUCUAUUUAGUUUGUUAUCAACAGAUUUCGCUGCGCGUAAAUUCAACAAUUCCUGAAUCGCGGUGACGAGAUGUUACGCAGUUGAUAGACGGUCUCGUAAUUCUCUUGCUUAAUUAUACUCACCUGGCUUAGUGAUACCGUGAUCAUGCAGGCGGUUUCCCCAGGGUGAGGCUGCUCCAUUUCACUGCGGAGUGGUUGACUCUUGCUAUUUUUUUUAUGUUUUUAUCAGUUUCACUUCUACUGUGUGUGACUUCCACGCACACACUUUUUUUUGUCCUACGUAUGCUGAUAGCAUUAAGAGGCUAUUUCAGCUUCACCCUGGCGUGUAGGUGAGCUCUCGGGGCUCAAACUGAAGUGAUGCUAACACUGGCCCUAGCAAGAGCAGUGCUUCGCAGAAUCUACCGCCUGAUCGAAAACGCAACCUACUGAAAAGAUCCGGCGAGAAACUCAGUCGGUAUAAUAGGUAUUACAAAUUAUACGAUUUCUUUUUAUUUUUGAUACAUCGUUUCUGUAAAAAUAGUAAUUUAUCUCUAUAUUUUUAUUAGGGCUGUUUAAGGUAGGCUCCUAGAAAUUAUAAAAAAUUUACUAAACGCUUCUAUUAAAUUCUAUAAAAUUACGCCUAAUUAUUGAUCACUGUACGAGUCGUUAUAAUUAUUAUUAUAAUAAUUUGGAGCCGCUUUUUUUAUUCAAAGCAUUAGAGGAUGUAAGAAAUAAAACAAAUUGAAAUCUCGAGGUGCCAGUGAUUAUAAUCGAAUUCCAGUUAUUGAUUGAACAGGUUUCGUUUAGUUUAAAAGUGUUUCCCCUGUGUUACACAGGGUCGUCGACCCAAAAUUGGACUACAAAAAUAUAUGAAAAAUCUAAUGCCAAUGUUGUCCAACAGCAAUCACUAGCAGUUUUCCGGAAUGAUAACAGAAUUAAUCAACAUUCCCCUAUAUUUUUUUUUGGUGGAAGUCAAUCGUGAACAUUUGUUAAGUACGUAUUUCAUUAGAAAAAUUGGUACCUGCCUGCGGAACUCGAACACCGGUGCAUCGCUACAUACGAAUGCACCGGACGUCUUAUCCUUUAGGCCACGACGACUUCAAUCUAGUGUAGUUGACCGAUUAUUCAUCUACCCAAUAAAAUAAUGUUUAUGAUAUUGACCAUUAGACGGGUAUUACUACAACAUUCUACAAACUAUUAAUUUAAACUAAGAUGUCCAUGUGAUUUACAAAUGGUCUCCUAAUGCAUUUCUAGAAAAACGAUUGUUAUUAAAUUUGCUUAUGUUAAUUCUUCAAAAAUAUUGUCUAUAUCAGAUUCCUGUUAAUUCCAAAAUAAAGAUUUUAAUCUCUUGUCCAUGGGCAAGGGUGUUCUAUUUGUGGUUUCUAUUUUUAGAGAUCUUCUACACUAUUAAUCUGAUGGCUAAUUGUUAUUCAGUAUCAGUUGAUCACUUUUAGAUAUUUUUGCUUCCUUAACCUUGACCUCUAUCUAGCCCUGCAAUGGAAUAUUUCAACCAAUUUUAUGACCUGCAGUUAACUUGAAAAUCCACACACAUAUCAAACACCAAUGUCAAUACAAUAUUUUUUUGUACUUUGAUGUAAUAUCCUGAACCAGAUAAAUGGGUAUUGAAAUAAAAGCAUCGCUUAAAUUUUAUAGUUUGGUAAUUGAAUUUUGUUUUAUUAUUAUUUUUUAAUUCUAAAUGGCUCUCUAUAAAAUAUAAACGUCGACAACGUUUGAGUACAUAUUUUGUGUAAUGUUCAGUACCAGGUUAAUUGAAUAUAUAAUUAACGAAAUUUUAAAAAUUGAAUGUUUUUUAACAUAAGUUAAUUAAGUAAUGUUUAUUAGUGAUUUAUGUAAUAAGGUAUAAAACUUAUUUAAUAUAUAUUUCUAGUCACUAAA
Molecule: messenger RNA, 5249 nt
Organism: Bombyx mori (domestic silkworm)
Lineage: Eukaryota; Metazoa; Arthropoda; Insecta; Lepidoptera; Bombycidae
Product: leucine-zipper-like transcriptional regulator 1
Exons: 16
Coding region: 705-3143 (812 amino acids)
Cellular component (GO): Golgi apparatus
Molecular function (GO): protein binding
Source: RefSeq, a predicted model, not a curated record